UGAAUAACCAGUUCUUCAAGGCGAUCGCGAUGGAACCUCUCGUGGAAAACCUCAAGAAACAAGUCACAUGUUCAAUUUGUCUCGAUACUUACACAGACCCCAAAAUACUAUCGUGCUUCCACACUUUUUGCUGUAAGUGUUUGGAGGAACAUGCAAGAAAAACCCAUAGACAAGGCAAAUUCAGAUGCCCCGAGUGUCAGGCGGAAAUCGAUUUACCUGAAGGCAAUCGCUUCGACCGUUUGUCCACCAGCUUCAUCCAUAAUAGUUUGUUAGGUCUCCUUGAAACGGAAGAUCGCGAGGACUUGCUGAAGCCGCCAUUUUGCUCGAAACACAAGAACGAAAGACUACGAUAUUUCUGCUCCUCCUGCGGAGCGUGUAUUUGUCCUGUUUGCUUCGCCGAAGACCACCGCGGCCAUGAAUUCGACGUUAUUGAAAAGGCACUGCAGGAAGAUAAGAAAUACAUCAUGUUGAACGUCGAAACCAUCAAGGAAAAGGCAAACUUAUUUCGAGAAGAGAUAAGAAAAUGUGAGAAAACCUCUGAGGAUGUGGAACUGAUUAUCGCAUUCGCUAAACAUGACGUGUCUGAGGCAGCUCAGCACGUCAUCACAAAGAUUCGAAGUCAAGAAAAACAGCUGUUAGAGUCUUUAGAAAUGACGCGGAGGGAGAGAAUAGAGCGAAUCAACUCGGCUAAACAAGAAAUGGAAUCUCUGGUAGAACAAAUGAACCAAGCGACUAAAUAUGCGGAGAACCUCGUUUAAAGAAGGUCAGGCUUAGAUAUUAUACAGACUAAGACAACUUUGAAGGAGAAAUUUCAAGAGCUUGGUGGGGUUAAAGUUCCAAAACAUCACCAGACUACAUUUGCCAAAUUUAACGCGGCAUCCCAACAAGACUUGACACUGGGUUUUAUUCAACUUUACAGCCAACUAGCCAACGCAGCUAAAUCAACUCUAGAAGGACUGGAUGGAACUUUUCAGGCUUGUGUAGAAGCAGAGUUUACGUUGUGUCCAAAAACAGCAGAAGGAGAGAUUUAUAACCAGCCCGAUCUUAAAGAUCAAGUUGAAUUGCAGAUAAAACCCACCAAAGAUGUCGCAAACGUGACUGUUCGAGAAAGAGAGGACGGCAAUCUUACGCUGAAGUUUACACCUAAAGUGCCUGGCGCCUACAGCGUUAAGGUGAAGAUUAAUGGCGAAAAGCUUCCGACCUGUCCGUUCACCUUGCCAGUGAAAGAACGUCAACUUGUUGUAAUCGGUGAAUUGGACUUGAAGUUCAAUCAAGGGCAGGAGUUCCAGGUACCCAAUGGAAUCGCCGUAAACAAGCAAGGCGACAUAGCUGUCGUAGAUUAUCACGGAAACUGUGUCUUUGUAUUCAAUAAAGAAGGGAACUGUUUAAAACAAAUUGGAAAAGAAGGAACAGGUCCUGGACAAUUCAAAAAUCCAAAUGGGGUGUCAUUUUUAAGCAACAACGAAGUACUUAUUGCAGAUCAAUCAAACAAUAGAAUCCAACAUAUAAAUAUCCGGACAGGAUAUGUUGUAAAAACCUUUGGGAAAAAAGGUGAGAGAAAAGGACAGUUCAAGACUCCAAUUAGUAUUUGCCUCGACGAUACAGAACGAAUUGUAGUCAGUGAAUUCUCUAACAACAGAGUUCAAGUAAUGUCAAAAGAGGGCGAAGCUCUAUUCACAAUAGGAGACAGUGGUCCAGAGAAACUCAGCACACCAUACAGCUGCAUUCCUUACAAAAAUAUUUUCCUGGUAACGGAAAGAGACAAUCACGUCAUAAAAGCAUUUGAUGCGUCAAACACUUUCCUAUACAAGUUUGGCGAAAAAGGGAAUCAAGACGGACAGUUCAACUCACCCCGUGGCAUGUGUUUAGACAGCUCUUAUAAUCUUCUUGUCUGUGACUAUUUCAAUAACAGAGUUCAGCGAUUUUCUUUGGACGGUCACUUUAUAGGCAAAACUACCGUUCCUUUACAAAGUCCAUUUCAAAUUGUAACAGCACCAGAUGGGCGUAUACUGGUCACAAGCCUUAAAGCUAAAAAAAUAUAUAUACUGAGGUAAAUAUGUUACUAUUCUACGAAUCAUUCAGCUGCUGCAUGUAUGCCAGUGGAAACUUAAGUCCAAUCAUUUACGUUUUAAAGCAAAUUUCUUCACAAGAGGCAGAAACACUUAACGGUGUAAGUGCAUCGUACGCCCUCAAAUACAGAAACCAGGGGGAGGAGGUAAGCACAGAAUUGACUUAUACACCAUGAGCAGUCAGACAUAUAGGAAAAAUAUCUUAAGAAAAGGAAACUUGAAUGAGUCUAUGAUAGAUUUAACUUUUCUUCGUGUGCUCAGCCUUUCACUUCAUCUGGUCGAAUAACAAGAACAGCCAUUUGAGGACACGGCUCUUAUCAGGGCAAAGAACUACCACAUGGUAGAAGAAGACAGCAAAAAAAGGGAAAGAAAAAGAGACAUAAUCGAUGGGAACCUCAAACUUCUGUACCUUGUACAAGAGGUUUCAAAUAGUGCGGUAUAAAAUGUUUCAAUCAGGUAUAUUCUUUUCAUUGAAAAAUGUGCACUUUAGCUAUCCAUGUCUUUUCCACCAAUAAUCUCCAAAGUGAAUUUAAGGGGAUUUGCUUGCUCUGAUGUUAUUUGAUUGAAAGUUGCAGAAGGGGCAUGGCCGGGUGGCUCUACCCUUUGACUUCAAAGAUCCAAUUAGUAACUCUCCCCACCGACUAACAUAUAUUUCUCUAUAAAUUUCACAGGAGAAUUUGGUGUUACAUCAAAAUAAUUCCCUCAGCUUUCUGUCUAAAUAAAAGCUUGUCUUUUCUCAUAAACUCUCUGCAAGAUAACAUAUUGGAAACGUAAGGAGAAUUUACAUGUCAAUCAUCUCUUGGAGUUUUAGGGUGAAGGCGCUGGAAUUGACAUCUAUCGUUCCCAGUUCCUAAUCAUCCACUCUGGCGCUCCAUGAGAUUUGUUUC
Molecule: messenger RNA, 2956 nt
Organism: Pocillopora damicornis (cauliflower coral)
Lineage: Eukaryota; Metazoa; Cnidaria; Anthozoa; Scleractinia; Pocilloporidae
Product: E3 ubiquitin-protein ligase TRIM45-like
Biological process (GO): proteasome-mediated ubiquitin-dependent protein catabolic process; protein polyubiquitination
Molecular function (GO): protein binding; zinc ion binding; ubiquitin protein ligase activity
Source: RefSeq, a predicted model, not a curated record